UGAUCAAUAUCCGGUAGUGAAACGCCGAGCUACACAGCUCGUUGAGAUUCGUCAUUGGAAAGUUGCUGAUUCCCGCCAUUACGUGCUUUUUCUGCCGUGCAGCUUUUGAUUACGGGAGGAAGACACGAUGACGGACGCUCAGUAUUCAAAUUACCAACAACAAGGGUACAACCAGUACAGUCAGCCACCACCAUCCAGUGGUCAGGAUACCUCGUAUCCACCACCUUCCACUGGUGGUAGCGGUGGCUACAAUCAAUAUAGUCAGCCACCCCCAAGUACUGGAGGCAAUUACGGCAAUUAUAAUAGUUACAACUCUGGCGGUGGACAAGAUUAUAAUCAGCCACCGAGCCAGGGUUACAGUCAAAAUUAUAGCGGAGGUGGCUCUGGGAAUAGUGGAAAUAGUAAUUAUGGUGGAGGUAAUUAUGGACAUGGAGGAGGAGGAGGAGGAGGCAGUGGAGGCUACAAUCGCAGCUCUGGAGGAGGCUAUGGUGGAGGUCAAGGAGGAGGCGGAGGCGGUAGAUACGGGGAUCGUGGUGGCUACAAUGACCGCUCCGGCGGUGGAUACAACAGUGGCGGUGGCCGUGGUGGUUAUAACAAAGGGGGCUAUGGUGACCGCGGUGGUGGCAACGAUGGAAUGGUCACGCAGGAAGAUACUAUUUUUGUAUCUGGUAUGGAUGUCUCUAUUACGGAGGAAGAAAUCUGUCAACAUUUCGGUGCCAUUGGUAUAAUCAAACAUGAUAAGCGAACGGGAAAACCGAAAGUGUGGAUGUACAAAGAUAAGAACACCGGAAAAUCUAAAGGCGAAGCCACCGUAACUUACGAUGAUCAAAACGCCGCCCGAUCCGCGAUAGAUUGGUUCGACGGCAAGGACUUCAAGGGGCGAAUUAUUAAAGUACAAAUUGCUCAGCACAAGAGCAACUGGCAAGGCAAUCGAAGCGGUGGAAGCCGCGGUGGCGGUAGCCGUGGCCGAGGAGGAAGUAGUUUCGGAAGCCGUGGCGGCGGUGGUGAUAGAGAUGAUCAUCAUCGCGGCGGUGGAGAUGAUAGGCGCGAUGGGGGUGGCCGAGGAGGAGAUUGGAGGUGUCCCAAUCCAGAGUGCGGGAACACGAAUUUCGCGUGGAGGGAUCAAUGUAAUCUCUGCAAAAGCUUGAAGCCAGAGGGUGCCGGUGGUAGCGGAGGUGGCGGGAGAGGAGGCAGUCGUGGUGGCGAUCGAGGUGGUCGGGGCGGUUUCAGAAGCGAUAGGGGUGGCCGGGGAGGCGACCGAGGUGGGCGAGGCGGUUUUCGGGGCGGCGACAGGGGCGGCAGAGGUGGCCGGGGAGGUCCAAUGAGAGGAGGUGGAGGUCGAGGAGAUAGGGACAGAGAUCGUCAGCGUCCUUAUUAAUUGUUAAUUAAUAAGUGAUUCGUAUAUCACUCGAUUGACGUGUUGUACGCAUUUUGUACACAAUAUCUCAACGUAUGUAAUGUAUAUUUUUCAUAACACAGAAAACGUGUUACACUCCAUUUAUCAUCGAUUUGUUUUCCCUCGUACAUUUUUUAUAUUUACGGAAAUCGAUGCGCAACGCGUAAUUUUUCUGCUUUGUAUACGCGUGUAUAAACUAUAAGCGCAUGUGUAAAGUUACAUUUUAAUAAAUAAGACCUCUACCCCUGUACAAGA
Molecule: messenger RNA, 1651 nt
Organism: Ceratina calcarata
Lineage: Eukaryota; Metazoa; Arthropoda; Insecta; Hymenoptera; Apidae
Product: RNA-binding protein cabeza
Exons: 7
Coding region: 128-1378 (416 amino acids)
Biological process (GO): regulation of DNA-templated transcription
Molecular function (GO): RNA binding
Source: RefSeq, a predicted model, not a curated record